Salvelinus namaycush (lake trout) is the source of this 1239-nucleotide messenger RNA. RefSeq names its product inward rectifier potassium channel 16-like. Gene Ontology annotation, molecular function: inward rectifier potassium channel activity. NCBI's taxonomy places the organism in Eukaryota, Metazoa, Chordata, Actinopteri, Salmoniformes, Salmonidae. Gene Ontology annotation, biological process: potassium ion import across plasma membrane; regulation of monoatomic ion transmembrane transport. Gene Ontology annotation, cellular component: plasma membrane. Bases 1 to 1152 code for a protein of 383 amino acids. The transcript has a single exon. The record is from RefSeq and is a predicted model, not a curated record.
AUGGACCAGCAGCAGUGUAUCAUUGAUACCCACCACAUCACGACACACACCAUGGGCAGAGGAGAUCUUGGCCGAGGGGAGGGGAAGAAGAGGCUGCGCUACAUGCUGAAGGACGGUAGCUGCCCCGUGGUGUUCCACCAAUCCCCGGGCCAGUGGAGCUUCUUCCUGGCCGACAUCUUCACCACGCUAGUGGAGCUCCGCUGGAGGGUCAUGCUCCUCAUCUUCUGCCUCUCCUACGUCCUCUCCUGGCUCUUCUUCAGCGUCCUCUACUUCCUGAUCGCCUACGUCCACAAAGACCUGGAGGACCAUGACUCGGCUCCGUGUGUGGCGAACGUCCGCAGUUUCACCUCCGCCUUCCUGUACUCCAUGUCGACCCAGGCGACUAUCGGCUACGGCUUCCGGGUGAUGACGGAGAACUGCAUGGUGGCCAUCGUAGUGAUGACUAUCCAGGCCCUGAUGAGUUGCUUCAUCGACACAGUCGUCAUCGGCAUCACCGUGGCCAAAAUGGCGUGCGCGAGAAAGAGGGCGCAGACAGUGGGCUUCAGCAGCUGCGCUGUGGUCAACGCUCGCGACGGCGCCCUGUGCCUUGUGUGGCGUAUUGCCGACUUCCGCAGGAACCACAUCCUGGAAGGCACCGCCCGGGCACAGCUGGUCCGCCCCACGAAGCACCCCUCUGGGAUGAUCUCUGUGACCUACCAGGACCUAGACAUCCAGAGUAGACACCUCAUCCUGGCCACCCCGGCCAGCAUCGUUCACAAGCUGGAGCCUGGGAGCCCCCUCUACAGCCUGGGACCGGACAGCCUGACGGAGGAGGACUUUGACCUGGUAGUGUCCUUCACCUACACCGGUGACUCCACAGGAAUCCUGCACCAGACACGUACGUCUUACACCCCGGCGGACAUCCGCUGGGGCCAGCGCUUCCAGGACAUGGUGCAGGUGGGGAGGAGGCACUACAAGGUAGACUAUGCCCUGUUUCAUCAGACCACCUGGGUGCAGACACCCAUGGUCAGCGCCCAGGAGGGGGACAGGGGGAGACCGCCGACCACUGAGUCUAUCGUCCAAUCGCAGCAGCCUUUUGUGAGAUCGAGCAGGAAAUUCCGGAGGUCCUUGGCUGAUGUCAGUGAGGAGGUGGUUCAGGAGGCGUGGCUCUGAUGACGCUGUGAUAAUCCCAAAACAGCAGAGACAGAUAACUACAUUGUUACAUUAUCGUUAUAUAGUACAUUAUCACACAGGACUUCA